GGAAGCGAGUGUUAAAGGCGGCGGGCGGGGCCGAGUGAGGUUCAUUCGGGCGGCCGGAGGCGCUGACGGAAGCGAGCGAGCGCUGGGCUGUGCAGCGGCCCGUGGCGAAGGAGGACCAUGGGCUGCUUCUUCUCGAAGAGAAGGAAACAGGCCAAAGAACCGCAGCUCAGUGCCGAGAGCGGGGACCGGAAUGCCGCUGGCGAUCCGGGGACCGAGAAGCCACCGCAAUACAGCUGGGACCAGCGAGCCAAGAUUGAUCCAAAAGAUUAUAUGUUUUCUGGAAUCAAGAAUGAAACAAUUGGACGUUUACCUGGCAAAGUUGCAGGUCAACAGUUUGUUAUUCAGGACUGUGAGAACUGCAAUAUCUACAUCUUUGACCAUUCUGCUACAAUCACUAUUGAUGACUGUACAGGCUGCAGAAUCUUUUUAGGACCUGUAAAAGGCAGUGUGUUUUUCCGCGACUGCAAGGACUGUAAAUGUAUAGUGGCCUGUCAACAGUUUCGUACCAGGGACUGCAGGAAGAUGGAUGUGUUUUUGUGCUGUGCCACCCAACCCAUUAUUGAAUCCUCAACUGGUAUGAAGUUUGGGUGUUUCCAGUACUACUAUCCAGAGCUGGCUUUGCAGUUGAAAGAUGCUGGCCUGAGCAUCUUCAACAACACUUGGAGCAACAUCCAUGACUUCACACCCAUCUCAGGGGAGAACAAUUGGGGUCUUCUACCAGAGGAUGCUGUACCUCAGGAUGCAAUACCACUUCCAACAACUGAAGAAUUGAAGGCUGUAAGAAUUUCAACUGAUGCCAACAAGAGCAUAAUCCCAGUAACCCGGGGGCAACGUCCAAAGUGCAGUGAGGAAUCUUGUCUGGUAGUGUUCUUUGCUGGGGAUUACACAAUUGCUAAUGCUAGGAAAUUGAUUGAUGAGAUGACUGGAAAAGGCUUCUUCUUGGUGCAGACAAAAGAAGUUCCAAUGAAAGCUGAUGACGCACAAAGAGUAUUCCAGCAAAAAGCAUCUGACUUCAUUCCUUUACUUGAUAAAGGUUCAGUUAUUGCUCUGGAGUUCAAUGGAGAUGGUUCCAUAGCAGCCUGUCAUGACAUUGUUUCUACAGUGUUCACUAGUACUAAGGUUUUUGUAUCUGAAGACAAGGCAUCUGCUUCCAGAGAGGUAGACAACUUCUAUAAUUUUGCAGAUAUGCAGAUGGGGAUGUGAAAUAAAUGUGAUCACAGUUGAGAUAUACAUUAGGUUUGUAUCUGUUUGCAUAGCAAGUCAAAUUUUCAAUAGUAACCUGCUUAUCUUUGGAAAAAAACAUCAAUUCCAUUCCACAAACACCAUCUUUGUGUAAGCUGAUAUGAAGUACAGUUUCAGUACCCAUCUCUUGCAAAGUAUGAACUGUGAUGCACUCAAUGUUUUUCUGCCAAUUUUUCUGAUCUCAGAAAGGUGGUCCAUAUUAACAUUUGUCUUGGUGAAGAUUCAGAUGGAUUUAAAUUAUUUGUUUUCACCAAACGGGAGUAUAGUUGUAUAGGAGUUUAGUUGUGCCAAAGUUAAACACUUCCUGAUUGCAGUGGGAAAGAUUUAAGCACGCCUCUGAGUUCAGUGUGACUUGGUUUGAUCAUAUUCUGUGAGCAGGGGAGCUGAUAAAAGCUAGUUGCUGUCAAUGUUUUCCUCUGAAGUCCCAGGUUCUAUACCCUUUCUCAGCAUGUAUCAACUUUGAUGGUUAUGAUUUGUUUCAUUUGAUAGUUAUGUUUUGCCACCUGUAAACGGUAAGACGUUCUAAAAGAAGGAGCAUUUGCAGGACUUUAAAGUAUGUCAACAUUAAGAAUACUUUAAAUAUCUUAGCAGUGAAGCUAGUCACACAGUGUGUAUAUAUACACACAUAUACAUACAGAGACAUACAUAUAUGUACAUAUAUAUAUAGUCUCACAUAUAUGUGGGGUGGAAUAUUAACAUUUAACACAGUUAUAAGAAUACAAGCCAUAGAGUUAGUUGCUAAAAAUCUGUGAACAGCGCAAGAACUUUAUCACCUUUACUCUCCUUCAUACAGACCACAGAAAAGCUCAUGUAAGAGGUGAGAAAGAUUUUGCCACGUCCUGUUCUGGCUGCUAUCCCCUGUAUCUUGUUCUCUGAAGGUCAGGAGUCACGCUCUGGGGACUUAGGGGGCUGCAGUGUGAACAGGAACGUGGCAAAAAAGCCCUUCUGCAAUCAAAUCCCUUAAGAUCUGUCCCACGUUUCCCAGGCAUGCUGAACCUGGCCUUGGAAAGGAAGCUAGCUUUGUGUAGACUGUGUUGUUCAGCAAAGCUGACCUGAUUGUACUAAGGUGUGAUUUGUGUUGUCUUUUUGUUUUUUAACACAAAUAGAUGUCAUUGUUCACGCUUAUUUCGCAAUCACUGUCAGAACAUGCUAUAGGUAAUAAGGGUGUUUCCUCCUGUAUUAGCACUUUAGGCUGGCUAAAGACUACCUGAGGAUUUUUAUAUGAGACAUUAGCAUGAAACAGACUUUUAAUCAGUGAAAAUUGCCUGCCACAUGCAGGGAGAGAUAAUUGUAAAUAAAAAUGGUUAACUAGUUGUCAAAUCAGUUAAGGUUUUUAAAAACAUGCUGUUUUCUUUUUAUACUGUCAUAAUUGAAGUAUUUUGCAUAGUUGCAAAUAAAUUAAACAUUACCAGUUCAAGAAUAUUGUUGUUCUUUACAAUGUAAAAUGUAUCAGUUAAGCAAUGGCGUAUUACAGUAUGCGCUUUAUCAAGGUUUUGUAUGUUAUGGCUUUUAUACACAGUUUGUCUAGCUUUUGUGAAAUGUAAUUUCUAAUAAAUAAUUUCACAAAAA
Molecule: messenger RNA, 2811 nt
Organism: Sphaerodactylus townsendi
Lineage: Eukaryota; Metazoa; Chordata; Lepidosauria; Squamata; Sphaerodactylidae
Gene: RP2
Product: RP2 activator of ARL3 GTPase
Exons: 5
Coding region: 118-1203 (361 amino acids)
Biological process (GO): post-Golgi vesicle-mediated transport
Cellular component (GO): cilium; periciliary membrane compartment
Molecular function (GO): GTPase activator activity
Source: RefSeq, a predicted model, not a curated record